Messenger RNA from Scleropages formosus (Asian bonytongue), 4902 nucleotides. It is a transcript of the gene tdrd12, whose product is annotated as tudor domain containing 12. The record is from RefSeq and is a predicted model, not a curated record. The transcript has 36 exons. NCBI's taxonomy places the organism in Eukaryota, Metazoa, Chordata, Actinopteri, Osteoglossiformes, Osteoglossidae. Gene Ontology annotation, biological process: germ-line stem cell division. The coding region runs from base 121 to 4467 and encodes 1448 amino acids.
UGUAUUGUGAUGGAUAUCGGAAAAUUUUAACUUAACCUUUCUGUUACAGCUGGACGGUGGCGACCUUGCUCUGGACAGGCGCUUAUUGAUAGUGACACUGGAGGAGACGACAAGAUCAAGAUGCUGGAACUAUGCAUUCUGAAGGUCGACGACCCCGGCUGCUUCUGGGGCCGGAUCGUGAAAGGUGCCGGCGUGUGUGUCGAAGACCCAAAGGAGUAUGAGGAGUUGCAUAUCCAGAUGAACCUCUUCUACCAUAAGGUCAACUUGGAUAUUGAGAAAAUGAGACUGCCAUCCCUGGAGGAAGGCCAGGUCUGUGUAGUCUACUCCGGUGCUCUGAAGAGCUGGUGCAGGGCGGUUUUGGAGUCCCUGUUUCAGGGUGCAGAUGGCUGCCAGGCUCUGUGCUUUCUGGUGGACCACGCUAAGCGCAUAUCUGUAAACGCGGAUAAAGUACUAGCUCCUCUGGAGAAGUUUUUGCAGUUACCCUUCUGGGUGAGAAAGUUCCAGCUUUCUGGCAUCCACCCCAUGACGCUUCAGGUGUCUGACAGCUUGGAGAAGGCUGAACUCGUGCCAUCCAGCCACUGGGACACCUCUGCCACAAGGUACUUUCGCAACCUUUUGCAAGCUUCUACUCUGAUGGAGGCUGUGCUGUGUGACGAGCAGGCUGAAUCAACAGCUGUUGAGCUGUAUUUGACCAUCGAAAAUAUGAAGAUCUCUGUUAACGAUGAGCUGGUAAUUAAGAAGUUUGCGUGCUUCUCAAGCAAAACAGGCCUGACCUGCCUAAACGGUACAGGCAGAGGCUUCUUUCCGGACAUCUCAGCCUGCGACAUCUUCUCCAGUCCCGGAAAGUUUCUGUUGAAUGAUUGUGGCAAACGGUCCACAUUGCCUUCCAUCUCACCAAGAACAGAUAGCAGGGAUGUUGAACCUGAGGCAGUUCAGGAAACAGAUGUAACUCGUGCCCUGGCAAAGCAAGAGGUUUACCAUGCAGGCCAAGAAGAAUAUGGCCUGAGUCUUCGUGCUCAUUGUCCCAAGUUGGAGAGUGUACAGAAUGGAAGGGAGAAGAGUGAGAAAACAGAGGCAGAGACAGCUUUGUCAGCUGGGGAUUUUAAUAAGGCAAUGGAGAGUUGUAAUGAAAGGAUUCCAGGGACAUCAUCAACAGAGCAACUUUCCCAAGACUUAAACUUAAGGUUCAGGAAGUUUUUGAAUCCUUUGCUAGACAAAUUUGUUUCGAAGGUGAGCUUUGAGGAGAAUAUCCUUGAGGCUGCAGGUGAAGAAGCAGAGAACAAUGUUUCUCCACUGGCCAAGCAAAGCUCUGCACUGCUACCAGAGGAAGUGUGUGCUGUUGCUGGAGAUCAGAGUAAGUGGGCAGCUUUUCCAGAUCCUCGAAGGAUACAGGAGGAGGUAAUCUGUGGAAGGUUGUUGCAGUUUCUUCAUCCUGCUCCUCUAGUUCUUGACUCUGAAUCGUCAGCUCUCACUUUCGGUGAGGAGCCCAGGAUGGAUGUUUUAAUACACUCUGCUAUAGACAUCCAGCCGUGCAACAGCCUGGCCUCUGCCCCUCUUACGGAAGAUGUCCAGAAGGCUCUGAGUCAGUGGAGCUACAGCAGGCCAGGGGUGACAGAGUGUUACUGCUGGCCAAUGGUGGCCCGUGGCUGUGACACUCUGAUUGUCUCCAGCAAUGGCGAUGAUCCCUUGAGCUACCUCCCACCUUUCCUGACCCAUCUGACCCACCUGAUGCUGAGUUCUGUUUACAGCACUCUCACCUCACAUACUGGACCCAUAGCCGUGAUCCUUUGUCCAGGGUGGAAGAAAUCACAGCAUCUGUCUGACAUGCUGGAGAUCUCUGCUGCACGGUCACUCAAUCCAUUGACCAUUCUGGUUGGACACAGGAGAGAGGAGGCCAAGUCUGUCAAAAUUAAGAACUGCCAGCUCCUGGUGACAACCCCUUUCAGUCUUGUGCGACUGCUUGUUUUCCACACCUUUCUCUUCCUGAGACUGUGCCACCUGGUUCUGGAUGAGGUGGAUGUGCUUUACACUCGAGCCCCCGAGGAGAUGUCCACCAUCCUGCAGCACUUUGAAAAGGUGGCAGCUAGUGAGGAGCGGACUUCAAUGCCCAGGCAGAUUAUCGCUGCAGGCAGGCGCUGGAGCCAUCACGCUGAGACCCUGCUGACGGAACACAUGAGAGACCCAUGUGUAAUCAUCACAGCCCCAGAGGAGGCUGCCCUCUAUGGCAAAGUGCACCAGAUUGUCCUGUUAUGUCUAGACGACACAAAGAUAUCUACAUUACCUCUUUGCCUUAACUUCGCUUCAGAUGUGGCACAGAAGACUCUCAUUAUCACUAACUCUAUGGAUGAAGUGGAACAGGUUUUUACGGCAGUGAGCAGCAGAGGACUGUUCGCCUGGAAGCUUCAUGAGAAGCUCAUUUACCAGUUUGACGUUAUCAUAGAUCAGUGGAGGAAAGUAAAUGAUCCAGGCACUCAUAUUGUUUUGGUUACCACCAAUCACUGUGUGAAGGCACUUGACAUUCAGGAUGCGACCUGCAUUGUGCAUUAUGGUUUUCCAAGCACCCCCAAGCAGUUUGGACAACGUCUUUUCUACAUGUCAAAGAACUUCGGGAAUCUGUCAGACAAGGACCGUGCAGAGAAGUUGUCCCACUCGGCCAAGUCUGUGCUGUUGCUUUCGGAAUACAACGCCAGUCACAUCAACGGGAUCCUGCGCUACAUGGAACGCGCAAAUGCCGUUAUACCCCAUGAGCUCCAGGAUUUUGCCAAGGGUGUAAUGCAAGCCAAGGAGAAGCAGAAGGCACAACGACCACUCUGUAGCCACCUCAAGAGCUUUGGGUUCUGCAGAGAUUGCAGAGUAUGUCCAGACCGACACACCGUUGACCCUGUGCAGGAUGCUCCACAGCACAUUAACUCCAGAACCAUAACGAUCCUACCACUCUACAUCAAGAAUGCUUCUUGUUAUUAUGGCCGCUUAGUUAGUGGAAAAAAAGACGGGUACAACAGCCUUGCAGCGCAGAUGGCUGAGCACUAUGCCAUUGAGAGGCUUCAUGCCACCAAAGUUGUAGAGGGAGGGAUUUAUGCAUUACAGGAAGAGGAUGUCUAUCACAGGGUUCGGGUGCAGGCUGUGAUGGAGAGGGGAGAGAGGCUCUUCUACAGCGUGCUUGUCUGCUUUUUGGAUGAGGGCCACCAGAAAGAGGUGAAAGCCCACCAGUUGCUAAUUCUGCCCAGCCAAUUCCAGAUCCUGCCACCACAGGCUGUGGAAAUCAUUGUGUGCAGAGUCCAGCCUAUCGAUGGAGAGGUGGACUGGAAUCCUAAGGUCAGCUGGCACAUCAGUCAGAAAAUUAAAGGUGUGCAACAUCAAGGCAAAAUUGUGCUUUGUCUGGGGAACACAGUCUGGGUGGAUCCCAUGGUGCGAAUCACCUCUAUGCCUGGACUGAAGACCACCAUCAAUGAAUAUGACAUCCACUCAGAGAUACUGGCCACAGGGAUGGGCACUAACAACCCUCAACAUGUGGUGCUGCUGAGAGAACUCUGUCAGAGGGCUGAUGUGGAGAAGAUCCCUUGUACGAUUAGGCCCAAGGCCCUUGAGCAAAUUCUGGAAAUAAGGGUGAAGGCAGAAGAUGAAGGCCUGGCAGACCAGGUGGUUUCUGCAAAGAACUUUCAGUCCAGACAGGAGACAGCUGCACAAAUUUUGAGAGAUGAGUGGGAAAAUGCAGCUGUGGAAGAAAAAGGUUGUCUUGUCCCAUCAGAAGCCCCAGAGAAGGAUCUGCAUGCUAGUUUGUCCAGUAAGGAUACAGCCAUCACUGUCCUUAGUGGUUUUAGAGACACUCUACAGAGCAGGCCACAUCCUCUUCCCGAGAAGAUGGUGGAGACCGAAAUUGAAUACCUUGAAGCAUCUGUGAAGGAUGAGCUGGCAGUACAGUCAUCUGUCCAUUCUGUAGCCAUCCACAUGAAAGAGGAGCAUGCACAGGUUCUAGGGCUUUUGCCACUGAAGUACUGCACGUCAGAUGGUCACGGCUCCAUUGCUGUUAAUGAUGUUUUUACACAAAGGUUCCACCCUCUGAUAAAAUGGUUUCAAAGAGAAGAUUCUGUUACAUUGACCAUCAAACUUGUUGACCCUGUGGGACAGACAUGUGAAUUUUUCCCUCACAGAGUUCUGUAUAGCGGCACAGUUAAUGACAGGCAUUACCACGCAGACCUGGAGCUGCAUAACGGGAUCAUUCCAGAGAAGUCCACCUGGAGCAUGAAGUGCAGCACGCCAGUGAUAAAGUUGAUGAAAGCCGAGAAAGGCUUUUGGAAAAUGCUGCUUAAGCAAAAGAGUGUAUUUGUGAGCUUGGACUUUGACCACCUUGAGGAAGAAGCUGAAAACCCUGGCAGUGGUCUCUGCUUCUUGGAAGACCCUGGAGAGGAGGGACGCUACAGUAUCCCUGGGAGUGAGAGUGCUUCUGACAGCGACAGCGACUCUUAAUUCCUUGGUAUUUCAGAGUUUCGUUUUUUCCUUGUCUAACUUCUCGGUGUGACUGGCACACAAAAUGCGUUCUAUCAUCUCCCUUCAGCAGAUUUCCUAUUGCAUAAAGUUUGAAAUUAUGUUGUAUCCUAAAUUUAAGUUUUGAAUUGCCACCAGUUUAAUACCUUCAUGAAAAUGUAGUGCUUGCCACUUAGAAGUAAAUAUUUUACCUGUGAAUAAAGUUGGGAAUCUAGCCCAGCCUUUCCUAUUUGUUUAUUAACCAUCGUUAUUAACCACAUGCUUCCUGAUGUUUUUCCUCCAAAAACAUUUGAUGUGCGCUUUAGAUGGUCUUAACCAGCAAUAGGUUGUGCUGAAUUCUUUUUGGUUGUAUCAUUAAAAUGUACACUUGUAUUUUAAUACUUUACCUAUUAUGGUCUGGGGUUCAAGCCCAGCUUG